Danio rerio (zebrafish) is the source of this 5193-nucleotide messenger RNA. The record is from RefSeq and is a predicted model, not a curated record. NCBI's taxonomy places the organism in Eukaryota, Metazoa, Chordata, Actinopteri, Cypriniformes, Danionidae.
GCUCAAAGGAGGCGUGUCCGCGUGCACGCCACGGUCCUGCCGCACUGAGUAUCGGGUCUGUCCUCUUUGUCAUGCUAAACUGACCGGACGGAGAGAGAGGGAGAGAGCAUCAUUCUCCUCCUGAGACUUCUUCUUCAAUGGGACUUUAAAUAAAGGGUGCACUGUUUGUCUGGGUGAAUCUUUUUUUCACUUCAACCACCCAGAAGAGUUGAAUCGCAUGAGGAACAUGCUGCCAGAAAAGACUGCAGGUCCUGCGCUGUCCCUCAAUACGGAUACAACAAAGUUCCAUUCCAAUGGCGGCUCAUUGGUUGGAUCCAGCCUCCGCGGCACACGGUCCAAGGCAGAGCUUCAGGAGUUGAUGGAGAGCCUGCAGCGGAGGAAAUCUGCUCUGGAGGCCAGCUUAAAGGCUACUGCUGACCGUGGGUACCUCACAUUAUCUCCACCUCCCAGCCCACAGUCGGCUUCUUCCUAUCUACAGGACCGUCCACCACUUUCAAUACGAGUCCCUUCCCCUUACUCACCCUCCAGUAGUUUGAGCAUGCCGCCAUCUCCCCACCAAUCAGAGCGCCCUAUAAGUCCAGUCCCAAACCAAACCCGUGCCAGACACCAAUCGCAGGACAGCCUGUUGCUUUGCCACUCUUCAGAAGGGCGGCAUCCCAACUCUUCAAACCCACUCUUAACUAUGUGGAAUGGCUCUUCAUCCUCCUACGGGAACGAUGCUCUUCUUUCAUCUCGCAGAGGUCCAAGCGGGGCGGCCAGCAUGCCCUCCAGCCCUCGUUUGGGGCGCCGUUUGUUAGCACGAGAUGGCGAGUCCCCCAUUGAACCAUCACUUCGCCAAAGAAAAUACUCCACCGGCUCUUUGAAUGGCCUGGGCGGACAUAGUCGCUCUCUGCCCCGGUUGUAUCGAGGAGACGCCCCAAUGCUGUCUUUGCCACCCCGACGUACCACCAAACCACGGCGCAGCUUUCCAUCCAUGGAGAAGCCUCCAGAUGUGACUGUGAUUGCCAAUGUGAACAGCAGCUCACGGAGGGCCAGCCUCUGCUCUGUGGGAUCUGCCCCAUGCUUGGAUCUGGGCGUUGGAGAAAGGCGACUGUCGUUUGGGAAAGGAGGCCUGGGGCCCGGCAUGGGGCCGAGGAGGGGCAGCAUCAGCUCUCUCAGUGGAAAAGAGGAGCUCAGAGAUUACCAUCAGAGACAAAGAGAUGAGCGACUACGAGAACAGGAAGUGGAGCGACUGGAGCGUCAGCGUCUGGAGACCAUCCUGUGCCUGUGCUCUGAGCUGGGACGCACUGAAGUGAGUCGCAUGGAGAGCGAGCCGAACACCUCUGCUGUUUCAGACCUGCAGAAGAUCAACCGAGAGCUGGAGAAGCUUCAGGUGUCGGACGAUGAGUCGGUGUUCUCUGAGUCUGCCUCUGUGUCUGUGGACGGAGGAGUGUUUCUGGGUAAAAGUCGAGGAGAGAUACUGAACCAGAGACAGCGCAGAGUCAGCGGACACAGAGAGAGCAGGCCUCAGUCUCCCAGCAGCAGUAUGAGGAGCACAGCACCCUCCCCAUCACCACACCUCCGCUGCAAGGUGUCAGAAGACAUGCAGCUGAGGCAGGAAGUGACACGGAUAGAAGAGGAGAGGAUUCAGGUGCUCAACAACAUUGAGGAACUUGAACAGAAGAUCAGAGAUCUGGACACCCAGAUGGACGAGUCAAUCAGAGAGAUGGAAGUGGAGAGAGCACUUUUAGAUGGCGAGCAGGAGGCAGAAGUGACUCAACUACAGAGUGAUAAAGAAAUGCUGGAGCAGCUCAACGAAAAAAUGGGCAACAUGGAGAAGAACUCUCAAAGGAAUCAAACUCAGGACAAAGCCCUGUUGGAGGCUGAGAGAGAUAAAGUAGAGAGGCUAGCUGAGCUGAUCUCAGAACAGAAGACCCAGCUGGACUCCUGUCCUGAAGCACUGAAGGAGCAGCUCCAGAAUCAGCUGUCCAGGCUCUGGAAAAACCGUUUGUUCUUGUUGGACACUGAAGCUUUGGAAGCGGAGAAGAAGCGCUUUGAAGAUAUGGAGUUUCAGCAGCUGGAGAAGGAGAGCUGUCAAGAUGAAGAGACGGAGUCGCAGAUGCAGCAGCUCCUCAGAGAGAUCGCAGAAUACCAGAGAUCAGUCGUCUCUCGCAAGGAGAGGCUACUUACCCUGAAGAAGCAGUCGACUCAGAUUACCCAGCAGGCACAGCGGGAGAAGGAGAACUUCUUGAAGGAGAAGAGCAACCUCAUUUAUAUGCUGCAAAGAGAACGAGAGAACCUUUCGUCUCUGGAAAGGAAGUACGCUGAGCUGACAGGUGGACAGGCGUUUCCUCUUAACCCUGUGUCCAUGAAGGAGCACUUUCGCACACUGGAGGAGAGGAGACGGAGCAACGGCAUUAAAGAGGGCGGAGUUCUGCUGAGUGACAACGGAACGCCCCGUAAAAGAGAAAGGCAGAGCUCUGGAACUCUAAACUCUGCCCUUAAUCGCAGUCUGUCUCCCAAGGUCAGACAACAGAUACGCCACAUAGGAAAACCUCAUAUGCCACUGUCUCAGAGCUCUAGCUGUGGCAGCGUCCUUCCCCGCACACUGUCAGUUAACUCUCGAGACCUGGACACCCGACGCCUGCUUAAGGCUGCAGGUCAGCUGUAUCUCAAUGACGAGAGGCAGAGGAUGAGCGAAAUGUCCAACAGGGCCGUUUCUGAGACAAAUGUCUUCCUGGAGCCGUUUCACUACCUGGAUAAUGGACACAACUUUGACACAAUGAGUGUGGACAGUACAGAGAGCCUGGAGACCAGCAUUUCCGCAUGUUCACCAGACAACAUCUCCAGCGCCAGCACAGCUAAUAUGGCAAAGAUAGAGGAGAUGGAGCGCAUGCUGAGAGAAGCUCAAGCUGAGAAGCACAGGCUGCUGGAGCACAGGGAGCGAGACAUGGAGCUGCGCAGACAGGCUCUGGAGGACGAGAGGAGAAGAAGAGAAGAGCUGGAGAGAAGACUGCAGGAGGAGACCAGCAGAAGACAGAAACUAGUGGAGAGAGAGUCUCGUCCGCUGACUCGGUAUCUGCCGGUAAGGAAGGAUGAAUUCGACCUGCGAGGACACAUCGAGGCGGCCGGACACCAUCCAGAGACCUGCUUUCAUCUGGCCAUCACUGAGAAGACCUGCAGGGGCUUCCUGGUCAAGAUGGGAGGCAAAAUCAAAACCUGGAAGAAGCGCUGGUUCGUCUUUGACCGUAAUCGUCGGACACUGGCAUAUUAUGCUGAUAAACACGAGACCAAAAUGAAGGGUGUUAUUUAUUUCCAAGCCAUUGAAGAAGUGUAUUACGACCACUUGAAGAACGCACACAAGAGCCCGAACCCCUCUCUGACGUUCAGUGUGAAGACACAUGACCGUGUUUAUUACAUGGUGGCUCCUUCCCCAGAGGCCAUGAGGAUCUGGAUGGACGUUAUCGUCACUGGAGCCGAGGGAUAUACACACUUCCUACUGUGAGCCGGACUCGUCUUUGUUUAACAAACAUUUAACAAGCCCAAAGUGACCUUCACAGUUCAGCUCGGCCUGUUGAAAGGAUCUCAUUUUUCACAUCAGCCUUACUGGAGAGAGGUUACACUUUUAUGAUCCUCUUUCUAUCAGGAUAGAUCGUCGACUGAACGUUUUUCCAGUCAUCCGUGACCUAGUUUGGAAAAACUGGUGCUUUACCCACUGUGUCCUGCCCUGAGUUUACAGCUUUCAGACUACAAAGGUACUCACUCUUGAAUUGUUUGCCCCUGUUUUGCUCACUUCCGGGGUAAGAAGCAAUGUAAGAGAGAUCAUUCACUGCUCUUUGCAUUUCACAAACGUGCCGAUGAAGUUUUGACCUGGAUAUACCUCAAAGGAAAGACUGGUUGUGCUUAAACUAGACACCAAAGACAGCAGUGUUUCUGGUGAGCCAUACAUACUGCAACCAUCAGGGUAUUUCUCAGCGCUGUUUAUUUAUCCAACAGUGCUGAACAUUUGUCCUGUUAUUGACCUUGGUUUUUUGUACAAUUUAUAUCUUUCCCACUUUCACCAAGUGCCUUGCAUUUGUUAGUAUAGGAUGAGAAUAUUUAGCUAUAUUAUAGUAGCAUGAUAUAAAUAGUCUGGUUUUUAUAGAGCACAAACAUAAGGUUCAUGAAGCAAAACCCCCCAUUGAACUCAUGAAAAAACUACAUUUCCCAUUUUGAUGCUGUACAGAAGAUUACACCAAUUUUCACAGCAAAGUGACCCAAAAGUGAUCUUUAACUCCAAAGACUGUUAUUAUAAAUCCUCAUGGGAAACAUGAAUGGAAAAAAAAUCCUGAAUCUGCGCUGCUGAAAAAGCAUGCAGCACUAAUGCACUCUAUUAACAUUAUUUUCUAUUAACCAACUGUGCCUCCAUGAUGCUCAGGAACAUUCCAGAAGGAAGAAUUUAGCACCAAAGACAAGCUGAAUACGUUUUUCAGCAUGAUAUGAAUGUAAUGAUGUACACCUGUCACAUAAUAUGACAUCCAAGGAGGUUUAUGAGCCUUUUAAAUAAGCUUAUGCUAAUGAUAUUUUCAUUAGACUUAUGUGUUGUUGUGUGUAGUACCACAACCGGCCAGAAGAGGGUUUCGCUUAUUGAAUAUAGAUUUUAUUUUUAGUUUUGAACAAAUCCAUAUGCAUGUCUGAAUUUAUGAUUGUGUAUCUGAUUUAUAUUUUAAAAGUAGGAAUCAGUAUCUGAAAAUACAGAAAUUAUAUGAAUGUUAGUGUAGAUAAUAAAUGCAAGGGUUGUUUUAUAAGGAAACAAUGAAAGCACAUGUGCUUUCUGACAGCAAAACAGGAAAAAAUGAAUUCUUUUGUGAAGUUUGAUUAGUCCAUUGAUUCCACCAUUAAAAUAUUGUGCAAUUUUAAAAGCCCGUCCACAUCACUAAGUAUGACUGCACACUGUAAAAACCAUAAUUAAUUUUUAAGCUGAAUCAAAUUAACCUUGUUAGACAUUUGAACUCAUAUUAUAUUAAACUGACUUAAAUAUUAAGUUGGAACAUGAUUAACUUAGUUUAAUAAGUUACACUUAACUAAAACAUAGGUUGUCAUGAGUAAUUGAUCAAAUAAUUUUUUGGGUCACACUUUAUUUUGAUGGUUCGUUUGUUGAAUAUAAAUUAUAUUGCUUCUACAUGCCAACUAAUUAUCAUUCGAUUAUAAGUAGACUGUUAGGUUGAAGUUUGG